GUCGGCGCACCAGCGAAGAAAUGCCGGCAGAAUCUGUUUGUUGCUGAGUGCGGACGGAUGCACAUAAUCUUUCGCUCGUAGUGCAGGGAAGCUGUCGUGAUUUUGUAGUAAUACUGUUGGACAAUCGCCGUAAAGGAUAAAGUAAAGAACACAAUUAAAGAUUAGUGGACUCUCGGUUUGGAAAAGUGCACGUGUUACUCGAACGGAAAAGCGAACCCAUUAAUUGCUACGGCACGAAUAAAGAACUCGUGAAGUGUGUGUUUUUAAAUGACUUCAUAUCGUGUCUAUUUCCUGGUUGAAACAUUACUUCACCCUUAUGCAACGGUCGGAUGAAUCACGUGUUCAGCAGCGGUUUAGUUCAAUUUGCGAGAAAGUGGAGAAAGCAGUGCGAGUUCGUUCAGCAGUGAGCGCAAGGUGUUUUGCUUUUAGCCAAAGUUAAACAAGCUACAAAACAAACCAUCUUCUUGUGCUAGAAGAAGUGCCGUUCCAAAUAUCGCGCAAAAGUUUGUUGUCGGUGCACACGGUCCCCGCUUUUUGCACUGCCCCGUGUUAUUGUUUCCGUGUGUAUUCUAUUUGUUUUCGGAGGAAGAAGAAACAAAGUAAAGCAAAGUUCCACUGUGCCUGGGAAGAAGGGAGUCGCCGCUGGAAAAAAGGGAAAGCUGUCUUCGACGUUCUUCGUGAUGAGGAAUGGCAAAACAGUGAUGGGUUGGUGUGUGUAGCGUAUUGUUUUUCCUUAAGUCGUUUUUUUGGUGCAAGACAAAAUCUUGCCAAACAUAGCUGCAUAGCGAAUGGGACAACUUGCCCGGUUGGUACAAAUGUAGGACCCGUUAAUGUCGGUCAGUGCUUCCGUGUGUACGAAACCAUGCGUUUAAGUUUAGUCUUUAGCGCCGAUGAACCGGAUGAAGUGAGUGGAUUGUAACAGGUGGCUGCCAUCCCAACCGUGUGGUGAUCUUUCUAACGAUAAAGUGUACACUAGGGGGGCCAGACACAAGGCAUCACAAGACAUCGUCCCAGAACUUUGGAAUACUCGAGUUGACGCGUGACUCUAUCGGAGUGGCGUUCCUUGCAACAGUGUCCCUUUACAUUCUAUGCGACACCAGGUCGGCGAAACAAAGCGAUCUUUUAUGAAACUGCCGUUCGAUCGUCUAGCUAGAGUGAUGAAUCUGGAAGAACCCAGCUUCGGUGAUAACUACAUACAGGAGUUUGUCCUGGAGCAUUUGGACCACGAUACGGGACCAAAUGUGAAGCGCGAGGAUACGAGCCCAUCUGUCCUCGGCAAUGGUGCGGGCUCGAAGCAUCUCUGGAACGGUACCACAAUGGACGAGAAUGGUGGCAUCGUCCCUAUACGGUUGAAAGCGGUCAGCAAUGGUGUGGUCGCUGCGGGUGUCGGCAGUGGAUGGCAUCUGGAGGACGCCCGCAAGCUACAUGCCUGUUCACCCGGUCCCGGAGAUCUGUUCACACACGUCGGUGCACCAACCCAUGGUCAACCGAUGCUGUUCAAUCCGCCACUCAGUGGCGUUCCAUCCACCCCGCCGGAAACGCCUCCAGUUAUUGGAUCUCCAAACUCGUCGGGAGGUGCUGGAGGUGUGAACGGAGUAGUGGCCACCAAUGGAGGAUAUGUCGGGGGUGCGUACUACGGCACACGGUCUCAGACAGGGUUGGUUGAGGAGAUGAUGUUCCUGCCACAGACAAUGCGCGGUGAACAACCGCUCGAUCUUCGGCCUCUGCAUUGUUCCAUCGGGCCGGAAGGUGAUUGGAUGGAUCGUAAAGAGUACGCCAGUGUGCUGGCGGUUUCCAAUGGGCCAAAUGGGCAGAAUGGUAUGCUUGGAGCGGGUGGUGGUGUUGGUGGCGGUGGAGGUGCAACCGGACCCAACGGAGGUGUCGGCACGGUGGGUAACAACGGUGUGAGUGGGGGAGGUGGAGUUGGAGGUGGAUUCCAGCAUCAUCAUCACCAUAUCACGGCUCAGCUGGAAUUCGGACCGCUGAACAUGCACAGUGUUUCGCACCAACAUCCGCACCACCAUCACUCGCAUCAUCACCAUGCCCUGCACACGAACCGGCCACACUCGGUCAGCUCCACCAGCUCCACUAUCUCGCCGCGCCACGGAACCAGCAGUAGUGGCGGAGGAAGCUGUUACAACGGCCUGGGAGGAUCGGGGUCCGGUAACGGGCUUUCAUCCGAGGACCUCAUCAACGAUGAGCUGCUGAUGACGCUUUCGGUGCGUGAGCUCAACAAGCGUCUGCACGGCUGUCCCCGGGAUCAGGUCGUGCGGUUGAAGCAAAAGCGACGCACGCUCAAGAAUCGCGGCUAUGCACAGAACUGUCGUUCGAAGCGCCUGCAGCAGCGACACGAUCUUGAGAUCACGAAUCGGCAUCUGCAUCACGAAAUGCAACAGAUGAAGGUGGAACUUGCAAAGAUCAAGCAGGAGCGAGACGAACUCAUCCAGACGCUGCAAAUGCACCAGCGUGAACAAUCAGCACAGCAGACGGCCAAUGUGCUGCAGCAGCACCAACAUCAACAACAGGCCCACCACAAGCAGCAACACCAGCAGCAACAGCAGUCGCAACACCAACAGCAACACCAACAUCAGCAACAACAUCAACAGCAUCAACACUAUCAGCAGCAACAAUCUCGUCAACAGCAGCAGCAACAGCAGCAACAGCAACAUCAUCUCCAUCAUCAACAGCAGCAGCAGCAGCACUUGGGAUCAUCGCAGCAUAACGGUUCCUGCGGUGGCAGUGGAGCCAGUGGUGGCAGUGGUACAGGUGCCGGUAAUGGCAGUGGUGGAGGUGGUAGUGGAGGAGGUGGUGGCAGUGGAGGUGUUGGUGCAGGGUUGGUUUCCUCGGUGAAACAGCUGAUCGCGGAAAGUGUAACGUCACAGGAGUACUACGUAUGACGCCAGACGUCGCUCGGUAAUCAUCAAACACCCUCGUGGGUUGGGCGCUAUGCCUGUUAAUUCCGAGCUGCAGGUGGGAGAGUGACUGUGUGUGACUGACGAUCGAGUGGAGUGUGUGAUGGGGAAUGGGGGAGAAGAAGAGAGGAAGAAGGAAGGAGGAGGCCCUCGGAAGCUGUAAAUAGUAGCCCUUAGUAUCACAGCGCCACAGUCAGUUCGGUCUGUGAGAGGAUGACUGUAGAUCAUGUUAGUGAAGGGGAAACUAUCGCGGCAACGACACACGGUGAACAGGUGUUCGUAUUCCUUUUUUUAAUAGCAUGAAUGCUAUGCUUUGAGUUAAGCUAUAAAUUCAAAUUACAUCAGUAAUAGUUCAACAUGAAAAAUAUUUUGGCAUUUGUGAAAAUGUACAAUAGCUGUUAUCGAUGAGUUAUUCAUGUUUAUUGGUUAUUUUUAAGAGGCCAAACAACCAUCAUUUGCUAAUCAAAGUACUUCUGCUAUGAGGACAUCGUUAUUUUUGCAUUAAUUUGAAUGUUGAAGAUUGAUUUUUGGUUACAUGUUUCGUUAUAAAACUAUCAGACUAGUUUUAGAAUUAUUUUAAUGAUUUUUUUCGAGACAAUUCUGAUCGCUUAUCUUCGUUAAGGUGCAUUUUAGCUUCCUGCUCUUUUGUAACGCAGCAUUUAAAAAACCUGAAGAACUACUGUAGCAGUAUACGAAAGUGUUGAAACGAUUCUACUUCUACUAUUGAACUCUGUCAUCGUUUAGUAGUGACAAGCGAUCUCCUAAAGAAGGAGAAAAUGAUCAUUUGGGUGUGCCAAAAAAUAAGAACAAAAACUUUGUAUAAAAACGGCCGCAACUAGCAGUAGAACAAACGGCUAAUGUUUACGAUGAUAGCAAUAAGAAAUGUAGCGAAUGAAAUAUGUUGUAAUAUUCACAAAAGGCACAUUGAAUAACUGUGACAACAGCAGCUACAAGCAGUGAAGCAAUAAAAGAAACAAAGUUCGGGAAGAAGUAAAUAUCAUGUUAAUAAAAUGUAAUAACUAACGAGCAGAAUCCAUAGAACGCGAUAGAAUCAUUGUAUUAUGUGCUCAACCAUUCAAUCGGUUGAAUUAUGAGUUUUGUUACUUCUUAGUUUAUGAGUUUCGGUAUCUCUUUACGUAACUGCAAAAAUGUAAAAAAAGAAGAAGAGACAGAUCACUGAUCUAUCACUAGUGUAUAAAUAGAUAAGAAUUCAAAUCAAACGUACGAUAACGUUUAUCAUUAAAUGAUGUUGAAGAAAAGUAAAAAAAAAAU
Anopheles funestus (African malaria mosquito) is the source of this 4184-nucleotide messenger RNA. It is a transcript of the gene tj, whose product is annotated as transcriptional regulator ovo. Bases 1089 to 2897 code for a protein of 602 amino acids. Gene Ontology annotation, cellular component: nucleus. The transcript has a single exon. Gene Ontology annotation, biological process: regulation of transcription by RNA polymerase II. NCBI's taxonomy places the organism in Eukaryota, Metazoa, Arthropoda, Insecta, Diptera, Culicidae. Gene Ontology annotation, molecular function: RNA polymerase II cis-regulatory region sequence-specific DNA binding; DNA-binding transcription factor activity, RNA polymerase II-specific. The record is from RefSeq and is a predicted model, not a curated record.